Molecule: messenger RNA, 1550 nt
Organism: Seminavis robusta
Lineage: Eukaryota; Bacillariophyta; Bacillariophyceae; Naviculales; Naviculaceae
Source: the annotation of a GenBank genome assembly
UAAAAAUCAAGCAGCUUGAGCUGUUUUAUUCCAAAGAUACGAUCUUUCCCAAUCCCUCUUGCCGUCCCAGCAGCACCCUUCUCAGUUCUGUGCCAGUUGCCUUGAUUGAAUCAUUCUAUUCCCUCUAUUCCCUCUGUUUCGGCUUACUUGACCAUGCCUUUCAAGAAGAAGAUAACCAAACUGCAAGAUGGUACGUGGUUUGCUUCCAAUGGCAUGCGAGAUGAAGAUGACCUACCGCCACCGAUGCGGAGCACCGAGUAUGAUUCCAACAAGGAACCACCUUCCCGCGUGGAUUUGAGGCCGUACUGUACGCCCGUGGAAGAUCAGUCGCAGAGUAACUCCUGUUGUGCCAACGCUGCGGCCGGUGCCUACGAGUACCUUUGCAAGCGAGUGGCCAUGGAAACUGGCGAUCAUGUGGGAGAUAUCAGCCGUUUGUUUAUUUACUUUGUGGGUCGCAAGAAUGACCAGGUUCGUCGUGGACAAGGAUUAGUAAAGGUGAAGGACGAAGGUAUCACGUUGAGUGGCGCGGCCAAUGCACUCGAAGCUCAGGGUGCCUGUUUGGAAUCGACGUGGGGAUUUGAUUUGAGCAAGGUGAACGAUCGUCCUCCAGCCGAUGCCUUUGACGAAGCAUCCAACUACAAAAUCACAGAAGUCAAGCUCAUUCCCACCGACUUGACAUCCAUGAAACAGUGUCUCGCCGAAGGAUACCCCAUUGUCUUUGGAUGCAAAUUAACCAAAGCAUUCUUCACGGCGCCUCAGGGAAUUAUCAAAACUCCCAAUCCGGAUGACCCGCAGAGUGCCGAACACGGCCGUCAUGCCAUGCUCAUUGUGGGCUACAGCGACAAUAAUCAGACCUUUAUUGUUCGAAACUCCUGGGGUGAAACCUGGGGCGACCAAGGAUACUGUUACAUGCCCUAUGACUAUGCUGGUAACCCCGAAUUCAAUAUGGGAGGCAUGUGGUCUGCGAGGGGACUGACGGAUUACGACUUUACCCCCGAAGAUGGGGACGACGACGAGGAUUUGUUCGAUCCAUCCAUUGAAGUUCCCGAUGAUGACGAUGGUGUUGAGUCGGACGAAGAGGAUUUGGGCGACGAUGAAGAAGACCCAGAUGGCGCCGAAGAUGCAGGAAUGUUUGACCCCAACUUUAUCUUCCAAAAGAUGUUUGCAAAAUUUGACACAGAUGGCAGUGGAACAGUAUCCAAGGACGAAUGCAAGGCCCUCUUGGGACAAUUGGGUGUCCCCUGGUUCUUGGCCUCGGCAGCCUUUAUGGCCAUGGACACAGACGGGUCGGGUACGCUGAGCGAGGAAGAAUUUGCAAAAGCUUUUGGUCACCUCAUGGGACUCAACAAAAAUUAGGAGAUGGGAAGUUGUGGGACUUGGAGCCAACGACACACCCUGUCAAUUGUGAAUUGCAGUUGCUGUAAAGUGCCUCUUGUCGACUGAAGGGUUGAGGCGAUUGUGUGUAUGCAUAGUCGUAGUGAAGGAGUUUCCAGGUCCAAAACGAGGAGACCCAUUAAACAUUAAGCUGUGUAACAAAGAACGAACCAAUG